AGCUGGAGGUCAAACACAGAAGGAGAGCCGCACAGUGGCUGACACUUCAGUCUGCUCAGUGGAGAUGUUGUAAAAAGGAGUUUUCAGAUUUUAUGAAAGAAGCCGUCCAAAGUGUCACAAUGUGGAAACCCGGAGCCGGAUCCAGAAGCUCCGUGAGUCCCGCUGCUGUCACCGCGGUGUCCUGCCUGCUGGUGACCGGGAUGCUGGUGCUUUCGGUCGGACAACCGGGCAGCGGAGACCCGGUGGAGCCUGGGGCUGCAGCGACGAGCGGGAAAGUUUUCUCGGCGUAUUUCAGGAAACUUACCCGGGAAAGGAGAGCUAUAAGCCCGCCUCCGAGGAGAAGCGCUCCCCCCGGGCCGGUGGAGCCUCUCUCCCCGGAGGACCUGUUCAUAGCGGUGAAAACCACAGGGAGGUAUCACCGGCAGAGACUGGAGCUGCUGCUGGACACCUGGAUCUCCAGAAACAUGCAACAGACGUUUGUGUUCACUGAUGGAGAGGACGAGGAGCUGAGGAAGAGGAUGGGAGAUCACCUGAUCAACACCAACUGCUCCGCGGCCCACAAUCGCCAGGCUCUCUCCUGUAAAAUGGCUCUGGAAUACGACACUUUCAUCAACUCUGCCAAGAAGUGGUUCUGUCACGUGGACGAUGAUAACUACGUGAACGUGGGCUCCCUGCUGAAGCUCUUGUCUCAGUUCAGUCACUCUCGGGACGUUUACCUGGGCCGGCCCAGCCUGGAGCGACCCAUCGAGGCCACGGAGAAGCUCGGCACCGCUGAAAUGAAGCAGGUGAGUUUCUGGUUCGCCACCGGAGGAGCGGGAUUCUGUCUGAGCCGCGGCCUCGCACUCAAGAUGAAACCCUGGGCGAGUGAGGGCUCCUUCAUGGCGACGGCAGAUCACAUCCGCCUCCCUGACGACUGCACGGUGGGGUACAUCGUGGAGGCGCUGCUGGGGGUCCGCCUGCUCCGCUCAGCGCUGUUCCACUCUCACCUGGAGAACCUGGGGCUGGUGUCAGACAUACACAACCAGGUGACUCUCAGCUACGGCACAGUGGAAAACAGCAGAAACACAGUCAAUGUGAACGGACUGUUUUCAAUAAAUGAAGAUCCUACAAGGUUCAGGUCGGUCCAUUGUCUGCUGUACCCAGACACUGCUUGGUGCCCCCGCCCUCGGUGACUCUAACCCUCACCCAGAGACACACUGACUGCUGGAGGAGGACAAAUACAUCUCUGGUGUAACUCAAUUUGUCACUAAAGGAGGAGGAAAUCAUUGCAGACAUCCAGGAAUUCAGAGGGGAGUCUCACUGCUGCCCUCCUCUGGCUCACCAGGGAGGAAGAAUCUCUCACGUCCAACAGCAGUCUGAGAAACAGACUUUUUUUACGAGGGCCUGCCAUUUUAUUAGUUUGACACCUGAACUCUGACUUUGUGGACUGUUGUUGGGUGUCAAAGGGCCACACAUUGUAACGAGAGAAAGAGACUAGAGGUCAGAUAUAUCAGUUUGAACCAACAACUGAUCCAACAGAUUGAGAUUCAUUCAAUUGACUGCUGUUUUAAUUUCUGCUUUUUCCAUGGUAAAAGAAUGUGUUACUUACUCUGUGCUCCUCACAUGCUCAAGUGUUAUCAGUUUGUAAUGUACUACAUGAAGGAACAAUGAUUUGUUAUUUUUCAGCCUAAUGAGGCUAAAAGCAUCUGGGAAAUGUUGAUGGUUUUAUCUGACGCUUAUCCUUUCCGUAUUCAGUAUUAUCUUUUCUCUGAAGUAUAUCAUCAUUACGCCGUCUUAUUUCUGCUCAUCUUCAAUUAAUUUGGGGGAAUACGCUCAUUUGUUUUCACAAGAUGGUUGGAUAACAUGGUCAUAUGCGAGCUUUAGAGCCGAUAGUAAACUUAUUUGUUUACUCUCAGACAAAAAGAGGCUAACAGUUUCCUCCUGUCUUUAUGCUAAGCUAAGCUAACUCCUGGUUUAAGCUACAUAUUUUUAAUACAGACACACAAAUAAAAGGAGAUCAAUGCAUUUAACUCUUUUCAUGAAAGCAAAUGAUAGUAUUUCUCCAAUUUAACAAACCUCUGAAGUUCAUAUAGUAACUCAUUUGGUGAGGCCUCUGUUACAAAUAAUGCUUUUGACUGCCUCUAUCCAUUCCAAUAGCUGAAUUAUGAUCAUUAGUGAUGCUUUUUACACAGUAGCAGUGUAACAAAUAUGUCCCGAAUGACUCAUGUUGGGUCGUGUUUUAUCUUUCUGUGCUUUGAAAGCAGUUGUUUAACUGAAUGAAAGUUGUUUAAUUUAAUUCAGUCCCGUGUAAAAUGAAUGUAUAUGAUGAACCGUUGCUUCUGAAGCGUACAUGCUACCUCCAGUAUCUGGACGGUGUGUAGACAUGGAAUAAAAACAGUUUUCUUUUGA
Molecule: messenger RNA, 2388 nt
Organism: Gymnodraco acuticeps
Lineage: Eukaryota; Metazoa; Chordata; Actinopteri; Perciformes; Bathydraconidae
Product: beta-1,3-N-acetylglucosaminyltransferase lunatic fringe-like
Exons: 8
Coding region: 93-1172 (359 amino acids)
Biological process (GO): regulation of Notch signaling pathway; pattern specification process
Cellular component (GO): Golgi membrane
Molecular function (GO): O-fucosylpeptide 3-beta-N-acetylglucosaminyltransferase activity
Source: RefSeq, a predicted model, not a curated record